Tripterygium wilfordii is the source of this 2853-nucleotide messenger RNA. RefSeq names its product cullin-1. Gene Ontology annotation, cellular component: cullin-RING ubiquitin ligase complex. The transcript has 20 exons. Gene Ontology annotation, molecular function: ubiquitin protein ligase binding. The record is from RefSeq and is a predicted model, not a curated record. Gene Ontology annotation, biological process: ubiquitin-dependent protein catabolic process; protein ubiquitination. Bases 266 to 2488 code for a protein of 740 amino acids. NCBI's taxonomy places the organism in Eukaryota, Viridiplantae, Streptophyta, Magnoliopsida, Celastrales, Celastraceae.
AACCAAAAUUGUGUUUUGUAUAAAUUUUCCAAAACCUCUAUUGCCCCAACAAAUUUCUUCCUUGAAGGGAGAGACGCAAAUCGCUCUAGCUCUCUCUGUCUCUAUAUAUAACAGGCACGACCUCUAUCGCGAUUCUCCAAAAAGAUCACUGUUCGCUGCUCUUUGUUCUUCGGCUUCGACCUAAGCUGAGGGAUACGUAGGGUUUUUAUCUCUGCUGAAGCUUCUUUUUGAAUAUUCGGGUUAUCUGAGAAGUUUUUAUUCAAGAAUGGACCAGCGGAAGACUAUUGAAUUGGACGAGGGAUGGGAUUACAUGCAGAAGGGGAUCACCAAGCUGAAGAGGAUUCUGGAAGGGAAACCAGAACCACAAUUCUGCUCAGAAGAAUACAUGAUGCUUUACACAACUAUCUAUAAUAUGUGUACCCAAAAGCCUCCUCAUGAUUACUCUCAACAGCUCUAUGAAAAAUACCGUGAAUCAUUUGACGAAUACAUUACUCUCUCGGUAUUGCCAUCUUUAAGAGAGAAGCAUGAUGAGUUUAUGCUGAGGGAGCUUGUGAAAAGAUGGGGAAACCACAAAGUUAUGGUUAGGUGGCUGUCACGCUUCUUUCAUUAUCUAGAUCGCUAUUUCAUUGCCCGGAGAUCACUUGCUUCGUUGAAUGAAGUUGGGCUGACUUGCUUCCAUGAUCUGGUCUACACUGAGUUACAUGCUAAAGCCAGAGAUGCUGUAAUUGCUCUUAUUGAUAAAGAACGUGAAGGCGAGCAGAUUGACAGAGCAUUGUUAAAGAAUGUUUUGGAUAUAUUUGUGGAGAUUGGAAUGGGAAAAAUGGAUUUCUAUGAACGAGAUUUUGAAGAGUACAUGCUUCAAGAUACUAGUGAUUACUACACAAGGAAGGCAUCCAAUUGGAUUCUGGUUGAUUCUUGUCCAGAUUACAUGUCAAAAUCUGAAGAAUGUCUGAAGAAGGAAAGGGAGAGAGUAGCUAACUAUCUGCAUUCUAGCAGUGAGCCAAAGUUGGUGGAGAAAGUGCAACAUGAGUUGUUGGUGGUGUAUCAAAAUCAACUGCUUGAAAAGGAACAUUCUGGAUGUCGUGCAUUGCUUAAAGAUGAUAAGAUGGAUGAUCUUUCAAGGAUGUAUAGGCUUUACAAUAAGAUACCUAAAGGCUUGGAUCCCGUUGCUACUGUAUUCAGACAGCAUAUUGCUGCUGAUGGUGCAGCCUUGGUCCAACAGGCUGAAGAUGCUGUUGCUAGUAGUCAGGGAGGAAAUGCUGCUGGUGGGCAGGAACAGGUUCUUAUCAGAAAAUUUAUCGAGCUUCAUGACAAGUAUAUCAAGUAUGUGAAUGAUUGCUUCAUGAACCACACACUAUUUCACAAGGCGUUGAAAGAGGCUUUUGAGGUAUUUUGCAACAAAACUGUUGCUGGCAGUUCGAGUGCCGAGCUGCUGUCAACAUUCUGUGAUAAUAUUCUCAAGAAGGGCGGAAGUGAGAAACUGAGCGAUGAAGCCAUUGAAGAAACGCUUGAUAAGGUGGUUAAGCUGCUUGCAUAUAUUAGUGAUAAAGACCUUUUUGCUGAAUUCUACAGAAAAAAGCUUGCUCGUCGUUUGCUUUUUGACCGUAGUGCAAGUGAUGAUCAUGAAAGGAGUAUCUUAUUGAAACUAAAGCAGCAGUGUGGUGGGCAGUUCACAUCAAAGAUGGAAGGGAUGCUCACAGACUUGACACUUGCAAGAGAAAACCAGACUAACUUUGAGGAAUAUCUGAGCAAUAACCCUACUGUGAAUCCUGGGAUUGAUUUGUCAGUUACAGUUCUUACAACAGGGUUCUGGCCAAGUUAUAAAUCCUUUGAUCUUAAUCUCCCUGCUGAGAUGGUGAAAUGUGUAGAAGUUUUCAAGGCAUUUUAUGAAACAAAAACGAAACACAGAAAGUUGACUUGGAUUUAUUCGUUGGGCACUUGCCAUAUUAAUGGCAAGUUUGAGCAGAAGACGAUCGAACUUAUUGUAUCAACAUAUCAGGCUGCAGCACUGUUGCUUUUUAAUACUUCAGAUAGACUAAGCUACACUGAGAUCAUGACUCAGUUAAACUUGACCAAUGAUGAUGUAGUCAGAUUGCUUCAUUCGCUUUCAUGCGCCAAGUAUAAAAUUCUCUCUAAGGAACCAAAUACGAAAACUAUCUCUCAGUCUGACUACUUUGUGUUCAACCACAAGUUUAACGACAGAAUGAGGAGGAUUAAGAUCCCUCUUCCUCCUGUUGAUGAAAGAAAGAAAGUUAUUGAAGAUGUGGACAAAGAUAGGAGAUAUGCUAUAGAUGCAGCACUCGUGCGCAUAAUGAAGAGUAGGAAAGUUUUAGGUCAUCAACAAUUAGUCUCGGAGUGUGUGGAGCAGUUGAGCCGCAUGUUCAAGCCUGAUAUCAAAGCUAUUAAGAAGCGGAUGGAGGAUCUAAUCACCCGAGAUUAUUUGGAAAGAGACAAGGAAAACCAGAAUUUAUUCAAGUAUUUGGCAUAAGCACUGGGUGCGCAUAUGAACGAAUGGUUCACUAUCUGGCUCAACUUGGCUGAGAGAGUUGAUAGAAGCUCAAUCCACGAUUCAUUGCUGUAAAUUAUGUGUAGCUUCCAUUAUUUUUGCAGUAACAGCAGUAGUAGCUGAUUCCUGGACCAUCUAUACAAAUAUUCUGGUUUUUGCAGUUUGAAAGCCAGUUUUGUCUGAUUUAGUUACCUUAUAUCAUCUGCAUCUAUGGGUAGAAAGCAAGAAUGCUUAUGUUCCUGCAGUCUGUAGUGCGCCAUCGACUUGCUAUGCUAGUAGUAGUACAUAAUUAUUGUUUUGUAGUUUGAAAGUGUUCUAUUGGCAGUCUUUGUUGUUUUUCUUGGCUA